AUGGCAUUUGUUCAUCAUCAGCCGCGUCGAGCGCGCAACAUGCUCUCGUCGGCUGCCCCCACGACGUCUGUCUCGUCGGCGGUGGCGGCGGGGCACCAGCGACAGGGCAGGGACGCCCAGUCGCGCCAGCCCGUGGAGCAGGACUGGAGCAUCGUCUUUCCCGGGCGAUCUCAGAGCGUCGACGGUGUCCAGUCGAAGAACGACGAAGCUGCAGGCGCGACCUCAUAUGCGACAGCUGACGAGCAACGGGACGCCAACCAAGCAGCAGCUGGCCCUCUCUUUCCGUUUCAUGAUGGUACUGGCCGCUUCACGCGGCCCAACAGCCCCAGCUACGGUGCCGACGUCGAAGACGAAGAAGAGAGGGAAGGAGACAGGAGCGAAGACGACGAGGACGUUGGAGAGGAAGGAGGGUCAUCUGCUGCACCCAUAAGCCCUCUGGAAGUAGCCUUUGAGGAUGACGAAGAGGAAGAGGGAACAGUCGAUAUGGACCUCGAGAUCGACGCUACUUCUUCCCUCUUUCUCUCGGGGUCUGAAGAAGGUGGAGCCAGCGAGAUGGCUUCGCGUCGGCGCAGCCGGCGAGCAUCGUCUCUGGCCUCGUCCAACUGGUCACACCUCCGCGCAUCCAGAGCGAGAUCCCCACCUCUUCCAGUCGUCUUUACAUCUGGAUCUGAAGGGGAGGAGGAAGAGGACCAAGAAGAAGAAGAGGCGAUGUAUGCAUCUGCUCGAGAGAGGGUCGCCGUUGCAGAGGAGUGGGCCUUUGAAGAGGCGCUGGCCUCGGCUCACUCGGCCACUUCGGCUGGACUCGCACCUCGAAGCAGACCGAGAAUGUCGGGACCCAGUUCACCCUUGGCGAUGAGGGGGCGGGCAGGGACAAGCAACAGGGAGGAAGUCAGGGUGCCCAAGAGAAGGCAUCGUCGGGCGGGCGAGAGCGACAAGGGAAGCAAGCGCAGCAAUACGACAGCAAACACACGAGAGACGCGAAGAAGUGCCAGCGUUCUAGGCGAGGCAUCCGCUCGACGUCGUGGUGGAAGUGGCGUCGAGAGCUCCACCAAUAGGAGUCAAAGCCGCCGGACCGCUCGUCGCGCGUCUACGGCAGCACCGGCAAGCAUCAUCGACGCAGCAGCCCCGCAGAGGAGAGGGACGAGGACGCAAAGGCUCGUCAAUAUCAUCCUGCGAAAGGUCUUUGAUGUCGACGAUGCCGAUGUCCUCGACGCUCUUCUUCGCGAUGAGGGUCCCCUUGCAACUCGCCAUCCCCUCGAGCACCCUGCGCAGCAUACUCGAAUUCGCUUCGGGCUUGACGGCGGAGGCGAAGAAAUUGACGAGAGGAACCGCAGCAGGCGACGGAGGGAGAAGCAGGCACAGGGCGAAAUCUCAGAGGAGGAAGAGAUUGACGCCGAUGCCGGAAAGGCUCUCGUUGCCCUCUCCAGGCGACAAGUGCUUGAAGAAAGCAGCAUUACUUAUGCACCUCCAGACGAGGGCGGCGUGGCUCUCACACCGACACACGAUCGUGAUGCGUGGAGGUGGCAGAGUCAAGCCAGGGUCCCACUGCCGCCGUCUCGCCUCAUGGCGGAACCCUCGCUGCUCGAGGCGCUCCAUUCAACAUUCUUUGCAGGAUUGAGGCACGUUCCUGCCACGACGAUGCCUCUCGUCGUGGGCUUUGCGGCCGCAUUGGGCGGUGCGGGAGCAGCCUCCCCCGCUAGGCUGUUGGGCGUCCUCGCGGCCAAAUUUGGAAGAGGAGCUGAGGGCAUGAUGGGCAAGAUGAUGGGCCAGGACGAGGACGACGGACUGCAACAGCAGCAGCAGCAGCAUGGGCGGCCGGAUAGGGAUGAGGAAGGCGAGGAGGCGCACUCUGUCUCUGCACGGAGCACGUCCAAGCACUCGUCAGUGGGGUCCAGCAGCGGCAGCGGAGACACGCUCAAGAGCAGCAGGUACAGCGGACAACAGCACCCUGUCGUAGUCGAGAGGCAGAGGAGGAAAAGAAGCGAGAGCCUCGUCGCAUCAUAG
Messenger RNA from Acaromyces ingoldii, 2004 nucleotides. RefSeq lists its product as hypothetical. NCBI's taxonomy places the organism in Eukaryota, Fungi, Basidiomycota, Exobasidiomycetes, Exobasidiales, Cryptobasidiaceae. The record is from RefSeq and is a predicted model, not a curated record. The transcript has a single exon. The coding region runs from base 1 to 2004 and encodes 667 amino acids.